Vicugna pacos (alpaca) is the source of this 3054-nucleotide messenger RNA. The record is from RefSeq and is a predicted model, not a curated record. NCBI's taxonomy places the organism in Eukaryota, Metazoa, Chordata, Mammalia, Artiodactyla, Camelidae.
AUGGUGGAGUUUGACAUGAUCAUCUCUCGGUCAACAGGUCCUGCAGCUGGAGAUGCCAACUUAAGGAGAAGAAUUGAACCCUGGGAAUUUGAAGCCUUCUUUGACCCCCGAGAACUCCGGAAAGAGGCCUGUCUGCUCUAUGAAAUCCGGUGGGGCAGCAACCGUGGCAUCUGGCGACAUUCCAGCAAAAACACCACCAAGCACGUGGAACACAAUUUUAUAGAAAAAUUCACUUCAGAAAGACAUUUUCCCCCAUCGGUCAGCUGUUCCAUCACCUGGUUCUUGUCCUGGAGUCCCUGCUGGAAAUGCUCCCAGGCGAUUGGAGAAUUUUUGGACCAACACCCGAGUGUGACUCUGGUGAUUCACGUAGCACGGCUUUUCCAGCACAUGGACCCGCAGAACCGGCGAGGACUCAGAGACCUCUUCACCAGGGGUGUGGCUGUCCAGAUUAUGGGAGCCGCAGCGUACGAUUACUGCUGGAGGAAUUUCGUCAACUACCCCCCUGGGAAAGAAGCUCACUGGCCCAGAUACCCACCUCUGUGGAUGAAGCUGUAUGCACUGGAACUCCACUGCAUAAAUCUAAGUCUCCCUCCAUGUUUAAAGAUUUCAAGACAACGUCAGAAUCGGCUUACAUUGUUCACACUUGAACUUCAAAACUGCCAUUACCGAAUGAUUCCGCCCCAUAUCCUUUUCGCUACAGGGUUGAUACAGCUUCCUGUGACUUGGAGAUGAACAGAACAAUUCCUUGUGUAUCUACUGUUUCAUGAACCAGCAUUGAUGACCCACUAAAGAGUGAAUGCCAUUAGAAUCUAGAAAAUGUCAGUUUGCAUUUCUAUAUACUAAAGAUGGAUUAUUUGGAAAGGAAAGAAAACCAUCCCAUUUACAAUAGCAUCAAAUAAUAAAAUAUUUAGAAAUUAAUUUAACCAUGGAGGUGAAAGAUCUGUAUGGUGAAAUCUAUAAGGCAUUGACAAAACAGAUUGAAGAAGACAAAAGUAAAAUGGAACGAUAUCCCAUGGUCAUGGAUCGGAAGAAUUAAUAUUGUUAAGAGGUCCCUACUACCCAAAGCCACCUGUAAAUGCAAUGAAAUCCUUAUCGAGAUUCCAGUGGCAGUUUUUACAGCAAUGAAAAGACACUCCUCAUUUCAUAUGGAGCAACAAAAGACCCUGAAGAGCCAAAGCAAUACUUAUACGUGUGAAUGAAAUGAAAUCAUUAUCUCAAAGAUGCACUUCCACGUCCACUGCAGCAUUUACAAUAGCCAAGACAUGAAAACAGUCAGAAAGUUGUGUUGUAGCCCCCAUGCCAACUGUGAAGCUAAGAAACAGUCCAGCCGUGUGUCCAGGAAGAAAAGGAAACGGGGUUUGUGUCCACCACAAGGAGGAAACUGGGAAAUGGAACCAUUAUGCAAAUUGGCCAGGAUCAGAUAGGCGAAUCCAUGGCAGGAGUGGAACUAAAAAUCAGGGUUUUUUUUUCACUAAGAAUUCUAAUCUACACCUCUAUAUUCCAUUAUCAUCAGUACGUUGACACCUUUGAAUCUGCAUCUUCAGUUGGGCCUUCCUCCUGAGAUGAUUUCCUGUAAAACAUCUGGUCUCUCUCCCAGAGGCACAAGAAACUCAAACUCAAUUUUUCAAAAUUAAAUAUUCUUGAUUCUGUGUACUUGGUCCCUCAAAACAAAAAAACAGAUGUCUAGGAAUGUCUCUCUUGUCAGACCCCCCCUUCCGUCCACUGUAGGAUGGUCAAGAGGUGACGGCAGGCUAAGAUGGUGGAUCUAGAGAUAAAUUAGCAUGGUCAAAAGAGUUAUUAAGAUUUAAAACUAAGAAAGGUGAUGGAUUAACUUAUAUUUUGACUGAACUAUUAGUGCAAUCGCAGUGUUAUCCCCUGACAUAAGACACAUGGUGAAUAUCUGUCUGAUAGUUCAUCAAAUAAAUAUCAAGAUCAAGAUCAAAAAGUACCUUCCAAGCCUUCAGUUGCUAAAUUGUGUCCUGUGCUGACUCGACUCUCGUAAAAAUUUAUUAUGGGCAUUCAUUUUUAAAAUAGGAACUUUUCAGAGAUUCUGGCAGAAUUUCCCAACUUCUUAAGAACUGAAGAUACUUUAAAAAGACAUAUAUUUGAAAUGCAUGUAAAAAUAGAGUUCCAUGAAACACACUUUGAGAAACGGACAACAUCUGUGAGAAACCUGGGAAGGAAACCCACUUCCUGCAGAAAUGAUACGAAUUUGAGACACUAACAAAAGCUGCAGAUGUUUGACAGGUGGCAGGUCUGUUACAGGUGCUGAAGUUCUGCCCAAGCAAACUUUCAGAUAUCAGGUGAAGCUGGAUGAGGAUGAGUCAAGAAAUCUGUACUCACUGUCCAUGUUUUAGGGACAUCAGGAAGUUAACCAACCAUCUGAAUGGCUGGAAUAAAGUUUAUUUCUUUAAUAGACAAACACUUUCAUUCUAAUCGUGCUCCCUCUAGUUAUAAGUUAUCCCUCUGCCAUUACAGACAAGGGAAACUUUAAGGUAAUUCCAGCACCCAGAAAAGGAGCGUCCCACUGAAUGCAAUGGGAGCCACAGGCAUGUGAAAUAAUGGGGGGAAGAAAAGUAAUUUGUUACCCACCACAAUCAAAAAUCUAACUCCAUUCUCAAAAGCUAACUUCAAAAGGACCCUACAUACUUUUUUGUAGCCUUUUCAAUAUCUUGUAGAUUUUCUGUUUGGUUUGCUUGGAUUGAGUUCCAUAGAAUUUAGAACUGAAAAUGUGAUUUUACAGGCUGCAUGUGAGCAGACACCCAGUGUCCAGCUUUCUGGCUAAAAAAAAACUCACACGAAUGCCCGUCAUCCAUGUGAAAUUUCAAACAUAGCUUUAAAAAUAGAAUCCUAAAAGCUGGUGGUGGGCGGAAUGUUACAAGCAAAAGAUAAAAAGAUUACUGUCAGAUUUUUCAUGAUCAGCACUGAAAUCUAGAAGGCAUUUGACCCGUGCAUUUAAGAUUCUGAAGGUAAAAUUUUUCUCCACUGACUUCUGCAGUCAGCCCAGCUCUCUGGUGCUAAUUGGGAUGGAGACAUUUUCAACAUGCAGAGUAU